Messenger RNA from Mustela erminea (ermine), 1593 nucleotides. RefSeq names its product shadow of prion protein (gene SPRN). The record is from RefSeq and is a predicted model, not a curated record. Gene Ontology annotation, molecular function: nucleic acid binding. Gene Ontology annotation, biological process: protein import into nucleus. NCBI's taxonomy places the organism in Eukaryota, Metazoa, Chordata, Mammalia, Carnivora, Mustelidae. Gene Ontology annotation, cellular component: membrane; nucleus. Bases 366 to 809 code for a protein of 147 amino acids. The transcript is spliced from 2 exons.
UGGGUGCAGGAGAAUCGGGAUGGGGUUUUGUGCUCACUGGGUGGUGGGGACAGAGUGGCGCGGACGCGCGUGGAAUCAGGAGGUGGGGUGGGGGCAGGAGUUAGGCCGGGUGCGGCGAGGAUGAGGUGAGGCCGCGCGCUCCUCUCUGCCGGCCUCUUUCUCCGCCCUUCCCGUCUCCCGGGGGAUGAGCCUCCGCGUCUGCCCGCCCCCAUCCUAGGGCGGAGGCCUCGCGCACGGCCCAGACUCGGCGCUCGGGUGCGGGGUCUUCGCCGCCGCCCGCUCCCUCCCGCCCUGCCGCGGCCCCUGGGGCAGCCGCUCCGGCCCGCGGUUCCGACAGAAGCCCGCGGCGGGUUUGCUCCACAAAGAUGAACUGGACGGCCGCGACGUGCUGGGCUCUGCUGCUAGCCGCCACCUUCCUCUGCGACAGCGGUGCGGCCAAGGGAGGCCGUGGAGGGGCUCGCGGCAGCGCCAGGGGAGGGUUGCGCGGAAGCGCGCGCGGGGCCCCGAGGGUGCGCGUGAGGCCGGUGCCCCGCUACGGAGGCUCCUCCCUGCGCGUGGCGGCAGCGGGGGCGGCGGCCGGGGCUGCCGGGGCGGCCGCGGGCCUGGCAGCGGGCUCCAGCUGGAGAAGAGCCCCGGGCCCAGGGGAACACGACCUGGAGGACGAGGACGCGGGACCAGGUGGCAACAGAACGGGCCAAGGCGUCUACAGCUACCGGGCAUGGACUUCAGGCGCGGGGCCCACCAGCAGCCCCCACCUCUGCCUGCUGCUGGGCGGCGCUCUUGGCACCCUGGGGCUCCUGCGGCCCUAGGCCCUGCCGCGCUUGGGCAAGAUCUGGCCCCCAGCCAGUGCCCUCCGGCAGGCCUCUCCAACCUGCCCCAGAGACCUCCAGCGGCUGAGCACCCCCUUCCCACCGCUGCCCACUGCCUCUGAACCAGGGAGCCCAGUUCCACCUCUCACCCAGAGGCGGCCUCCUGCUCACAGCCCUCCACAGCCUCCCCAGCUUCCCCAUUUCUCACCCUACCAGAGGCCCAGGGCCCAUCAGCUCCAGGAUGCCCCACCUACCACCAGGUCAGGGUCCUCCCCAGCCAGAAACGUGGUGCCUGUGCUGCCGUGACCAGCAGUCCAGCAUCUCUCCCCAGCUGCCCAGAGAGAUGUGCCAAACCAGGGUGUUCAAGCCAUCCCAGCUCCCCUGACCCCAUCCUGCACCCUGGAGGGGUGUGGACAGUGCUGACCACCAAGCCAAGAGGUGGGCCCUGAGGACACUGUGGCCCUCCCCCACAGCAGCAGCCAGUACAGACUGAAGGCCUAGUGGCUCUGGGGAAGAAGAGGUUUCUCUCACAAGUUCUCGUGUGCCUACCACCUGUCCACAAAAGGCAGUCUGGGGAUUUCGGGGCCCACACGUGCCCAUCAUGGGUUUCUGGAUAAUUCCCAGGGCACCCCUGCCACAGCAGCUGCCCCAGAGCCUUGCCAGCCCACCCUUGGGCCCAGAGGCAUGCCCCCCUCCCUGGACACUCUCAAGACCAUGGACCCAUUGGGGCCACUUUGCUCCCACGUGGAACAAGUCACUCAACUCUUCUUGGGACCUAUUUUAG